AUGACGCGGAAGCAGCCAGCGGCGCGGCGGCGGGGCGGGGGCGGGGGCGGGGGCGGGGGCGCCGUCGCGGGCGAGGGGACGACGAGGGCGGCGCUGAAGCGGGGGGCGUGGACGCCGGAGGAGGACGAGCUGCUGGCGCGGGCCGUGGCCCGGGAGGGGGAAGGGCGGUGGCGCACGCUGCCGCGGCGCGCGGGCCUGCUGCGCUGCGGCAAGAGCUGCCGCCUCCGCUGGAUGAACUACCUCAGGCCGGACAUCAAGCGCGGGCCCAUCGCCGCCGACGAGGAGGACCUCAUCGUCCGCCUCCACCGCCUGCUCGGCAACCGGUGGUCGCUGAUCGCCGGGCGGCUGCCUGGGCGCACGGACAACGAGAUCAAGAACUACUGGAACUCCCACCUCAGCAAGAAGCUCAUCGCGCGGGGGAUCGACCCGCGGACGCACACGCCGCUGGCCGCCGCCGCUGCUCCUGCUCCUGACAAGACGCCGCCGCCUCCACCGGCAGUCAAGCCCAAGCCUCCGGUGGCGCCGCCGCCGCCGCCACCGCCAGAGCAGCCGGGUUCUUCGUCCGGCGCGGGCGGCGUUGGAGACGACGACGACGGAGGCCGCGACUUCCCCGCCAUGACGGGCCUCGGCGCCGAUGUCUUCGAAGGACUGGAUGAUCCGUUCUGCGCCCUGGACGCCGCGGGUCGUGGCGGCUUCGGCAUGGGCUGCGCCAUGGUCGACGACGGCACCUUCUCCUCGUUCCUGGACUCGCUGGUCAGCGAGAAUCAAUUGGCCUAUUACUUCGGCGAUCACAAGAACGCUGAGGGUGGUGACAACGAUGAUCAGGCUGGAGCUUAGCUGAUCCACCGUUCCCAGGACACAGUAACUUCAUCUGCAUUAGGCCAAUCAUGGAUGAGCACCUAUAGAAGUACUGCAUGCUUUUUUCUUUGUGGUGGUGGUGGUGGUGUUCGUAUGUGUGAUACGGUGAUGAAAUCAUGGGAAAACUAUAGGAGAUAACAAGAAGAUGUAUGGGUUACUGCAUUGGUACUGCAAGGUCUGGUUUAAUGUCUGCACCUACUGCUCAUGUGUGCGCAUUAUGUCAGGCGAGCAGUUCAGCGGUUACAGGUAACAAAACUGCAGGUCCACCCAUCUAUAUA
This is a messenger RNA of Setaria italica (foxtail millet), 1136 nucleotides long. Its product is annotated as transcription factor MYB4. NCBI's taxonomy places the organism in Eukaryota, Viridiplantae, Streptophyta, Magnoliopsida, Poales, Poaceae. Bases 1 to 837 code for a protein of 278 amino acids. The record is from RefSeq and is a predicted model, not a curated record. The transcript has 2 exons.